UUUCUUGAACACACGUGGGCCUGGCAUGCAGCACAACGCAGCUGCUGCUGUGGAAUCGUCGUUACAGAGUUAAUUUGAGCGGAAAGAACUUCAGUUUAUCCAUAUUCUACAUAUUUAUUUUGCUACAGUUGAAGUUAAAUCCUCACCAUGAACUCCCUAAACCAGCAGUAUGAGGAGAAGGUGCGUCCCUGCAUCGACCUCAUCGACUCUCUCCGCUCUCUGGGAGUAGAGGAGGACUUGGCUCUGCCUGCUAUCGCCGUGAUUGGAGAUCAAAGCUCGGGGAAGAGCUCCGUGUUAGAGGCGCUGUCUGGUGUGGCUCUACCUAGAGGAAGUGGCAUCGUGACAAGAUGUCCUCUGGAGCUGAAGAUGAAGAGAAAGAAAGAAGGAGAGCCUUGGUUUGGAAGGAUAAGCUACCAAAACCAUGAGGAAGAAUUAGAGGACCCCACAGAUGUGGAGAAAAAGAUCAGAGAAGCUCAGGAUGAAAUGGCUGGUGUUGGGGUCAGGAUCAGCGAAGAGCUCAUCAGUCUGGAAAUUUCUUCUCCUGAUGUCCCAGACCUGACGCUCAUUGAUCUGCCAGGCAUCGCCAGGGUGGCUGUAAAGGGACAGCCAGAAAACAUUGGAGAACAGAUCAAGAGGCUGAUUCAAAGGUUCAUCACAAAACAAGGAACCAUCAGCCUGGUGGUUGUUCCGUGCAACGUGGACAUAGCAACCACAGAGGCCCUGAAGAUGGCUCAGGAGGUGGAUCCUGAUGGAGAGAGGACUCUGGGUAUCUUGACCAAGCCUGAUCUUGUAGACAAAGGCACAGAGGAGAUGGUGGUGGACAUUAUCCAUAAUGAUGUGAUCCAUCUUCAGAAGGGCUACAUGACUGUCAGGUGCAGGGGUCAGAAGGAGAUCAAAGACAAGGUGUCUCUGACGGAAGCCAUAGAAAGAGAAAAAGCCUUCUUCAGAGAACAUGCACACUUCCAAACUCUCUACGAUGAGGGUCAUGCCACUGUUCCUAAACUGGCUGAGAAACUCACACUUGAGCUGGUGCAUCAUAUUGAGAAAUCUCUGCCUCGACUUGAAGAGCAGAUUGAGGAGAAGUUACAGCAGACCCGCGCUGAGCUGGAGAGAUACGGGAGUGGACCACCAUCUGAUGCUGCUGAGAGACUCGUCUACCUCAUUGAUAAAGUGACAGCGUUCACUCAGGAUGCCCUCAGUCUGACUACUGGAGAGGAGCUAAAGUGUGGGGAGCAACUCAACGUGUUUUCUACACUCAGGAGAGAGUUCGGGAAGUGGAAUGCCCACCUGGAGAAAUCAGGAGAAAAGUUUAACAAGAAGAUUGAGAGUGAGGUGGAGGAAUAUGAAGAGCGGUAUCGAGGCAGAGAACUGCCAGGUUUCAUCAACUACAAGACCUUUGAGGUCAUGGUCAGGGAGCAGAUCAAACAACUGGAAGAGCCUGCUGUCAAGAGGCUCAAAGACAUAGGAGAUGCUGUGAGGAAGGUGUUCAUACAGCUGGUUAUGAGUAGCUUCACUGGAUUUCCUAACCUCAUAAAAACAGCCAAGGCGAAGAUUGAAACCAUAAAACAAGAGAAAGAAACGACUGCUGAAUCCUUCCUGAGGACCCAGUUCAAGAUGGAGAUGCUUGUUUAUUCUCAGGAUAGAACCUACAGCAACAGUCUGAGCGACAGAAAGAAAGAGGAGAAUGAAGAUGAAGAUGUCAUAUUACAUCAAACCUCACUUGAGUACAGUGAGGAUAAUCAUGCAACUCUUGAGGAGCUAAUGAAUGAAGAUGAAGAUGAAGAUGAAGAAGAAGAAUAUGAGGCUGAAGAUGAACUCCUAUUACAUGUCUCCUCUCUUAUGUACAGUGGGGAUAAUCAUGCAACUCUCAAGGAACUUCUGCUGCACCUUAAAUCAUAUUACAAAAUUGCAAGCCAGCGUCUGGCUGACCAGAUCCCUAUGGUGAUUCGCUACCAGAUGUUGCAGGAGUCUGCUGUCCAGCUGCAGAGGGAGAUGCUGCAGGUGCUCCAGGAGAAGGAGAAUUCAGAGUUCUUGUUGAAGGAGGAUGCUGAUAUUAGCAGUAAGAGGGCCAACCUGCAGAGCCGUCUGAAACGUCUCAUGAGGGCCCGUGCAUACCUGGUGGAGUUUUAAAUCCUUAACCUCCUGUUCCCCAGCAAUCUACAGCAUCUCUUUAGUUUGUAUAGACAGCAGCACAGCAUAGUUCAGUGAUCUGUUUCUGAUCAUGCAAAGGUCCAUGCCUGCAAUGAUGUUCAUAGAUCAGAGAAUUAUGCUUCUCUUGUUCUUAAAAAAAUAAAUACAAAAUUUCCAUGUCUACAAAGAGGUUCAUCUAAGUAUGAAAACAUUUUCAGAGGAGUUGACGUGCAGCAGCUGCAGGACAUUGCCUUAUGUUAGACAGACCUCUCUCUACAAAUAGAAAAGGCGAUAUCAAUUAUGGCCUUUGAAUCUGGUUCAAUAUACUUAGCAUCACUUAAUGGAGCUGCUAGGUAUUGUCCUCUGUUGAAUGUGCCACAGAACAGACACUUACUAUGUACUUUGGCUCACCCUUGUGGUUAUACAGGAAAGUUAAAAAAAAAAAAAAGCUUGGCAGCAAAAACUCCAAAUCCUUAAAAGUAUAUCACUUUUAAUAUUUUCAUACAAAACUUUGCCAUUUCAUUUGUGUUGUCAAUAUUCAAUUGUUGUUCCCCAGCCUUGGGAAUAAAAGUUCUGCAUUGUGAUUUGAAACAG
Messenger RNA from Cheilinus undulatus (humphead wrasse), 2724 nucleotides. RefSeq names its product interferon-induced GTP-binding protein Mx-like. Gene Ontology annotation, cellular component: cytoplasm; microtubule; membrane. Gene Ontology annotation, biological process: defense response to virus. Gene Ontology annotation, molecular function: microtubule binding; GTP binding; GTPase activity. The record is from RefSeq and is a predicted model, not a curated record. Bases 148 to 2130 code for a protein of 660 amino acids. The transcript is spliced from 12 exons. Lineage: Eukaryota; Metazoa; Chordata; Actinopteri; Labriformes; Labridae.